AUGAAAGCUUCAUCCCUCCAGCCCUCGUGUGUUCCUUGGUCGGGCGAUGAAGAGCUUGAAAAUGCUUCUUGUAAAAAGACAUCCAUAGAUGAAAUGCAGAAACAAUCUUUAGCUUUAUCGGGAUUGAGUUUUUCGGAAUUGGAGAGUCAACUCGUUCAAAACAUGCACAGCUCAACAAAAGUUCUUGCUUCUUUGCAACGAUUUGUUCGGAACAAUUUGGAGGUGAAAAGAUCAGCCAAUUACAAAUGCAAAAAAACUGAUAAUCCAGAUAUUAUUUUAGACGUUCUCGAUUUACAUCGGGAUCAUGAGGAAAUUGUUGUACAAUGCUUGAAAACAUUACGAAUACUGGCGAGGAAGGAAAAUAAGGAACAAAAUACUGAGCUUGCAUCUGAAGGAUCUAAUGUUCUUCUUAAUAUAUGUUUCGAAGCAAGAAAUGUCUCCUCCCUAUCAAGUACAAGCUGUGUACCUGCACUCGUUGAUUUGUUGUCGCAACAUGACAAUAAGCAAGUCCUUGUGGCAGCCCUCGGAGCUCUUCACAGUAUUAGUUUUAAGGAUGUAGGAAAGAAAAUGAUCGUUGAAACAAAUGCCAUUGAAAAGUUAUGUCCACUUUUGAAAGAAAAAAACAAGAAGGUAAAAAAGAAAGCCAUCGGAACCAUUCAUAAUUUAUCAUCUGAGCUUUGUGUCGUUCAAAUCAUCAACAAUUUACAACAAAUUCCAUCCAUCAUUGAUUUAUUGGAAGAUACAAAUCCUUCGAUAGCAUCUUCGGCAGCAGGUUGUUUACAAAAUUUGUCACGAGACGAUAGGGCACGAGAUGUUAUUCAGAAGAAUGAAGGGCCUGCUCGAUUGACAAACCUAAUUUUCUCUACUGACAACACCAUGGGACAAGUUAGCUCAAUAGGAGCACUGGUCAAUAUACUGGGCCCUGAUGCUCAACAAGAUGAAAUGAAGAAAAAAGCUCUCAAAAAGAUACUGAGCAUGUGUCUACUUGUCGGCCAAUUGAAAAGUCUUUCUUCUGACGUGGAAAACAUGACAUUAGAAUUUUCUUCACACCUGCAACAUGACGACAUUUCGUAA
Molecule: messenger RNA, 1074 nt
Organism: Naegleria fowleri
Lineage: Eukaryota; Heterolobosea; Eutetramitea; Acrasida; Naegleriidae
Exons: 6
Coding region: 1-1074 (357 amino acids)
Molecular function (GO): protein binding
Source: RefSeq, a predicted model, not a curated record